Messenger RNA from Synchytrium microbalum, 1272 nucleotides. RefSeq lists its product as uncharacterized. NCBI's taxonomy places the organism in Eukaryota, Fungi, Chytridiomycota, Chytridiomycetes, Synchytriales, Synchytriaceae. The record is from RefSeq and is a predicted model, not a curated record. Gene Ontology annotation, molecular function: GDP-dissociation inhibitor activity; translation initiation factor activity; eukaryotic initiation factor eIF2 binding. Gene Ontology annotation, cellular component: cytosol. Gene Ontology annotation, biological process: translational initiation; formation of cytoplasmic translation initiation complex; formation of translation preinitiation complex. Bases 1 to 1272 code for a protein of 423 amino acids. The transcript has 5 exons.
AUGGCUACUCUCAACAUUGGAGGAAACAAGAAUGACAAAUUCCAUCGAUACAAGAUGCCACGUCUUGUAGCCAAGGUGGAAGGAAAAGGGAAUGGUAUCAAGACUGUCAUUCCAAACAUGUCUGACAUUGCAAAAUCGCUGGCCCGUCCUCCUGCUUAUCCUACAAAGUUCUUUGGUUGUGAACUGGGUGCUCAAGUAACUUUGAAGGAAAAGGAAGACAAGUAUAUUGUCAAUGGUGCUCAUGAUGCUCAAAAGUUGCAAGACUUGUUGGAAAAAUUCAUCAUCAAGUUCGUCUUGUGUACUGGUUGUGACAAUCCAGAGACCAACUUGAGCAUUGAAAAGGAUGGAACUGUCAUGCGUAAUUGUAUCGCAUGCGGUGCUCGCAGUGCUGUAGACAUGCGACACAAACUCGUCACCUAUAUUCAAAACCACCCGCCAGAAGGUGCUGCUAUCCCUGGAAAGAAGGGCAAGAAGGCUGCCGCUGCUGCUGCUGCUUCAUCUGCUGCUGGUGGAUCUGCUUCAGAUGAGGACGCAAAGCCUGUUGAGGAUGUAGCAAACCGUGUCCGUGAUAUGACGAUGAAGACUACUCCUGUGCCUGAAGAUGAUGAUGAUGAGGAAGGAGAAGGCAAGUACUGCUCAUUCUCUUGUUCUAUUAGCACCACCUUUAUGCUCCCUCGUUGGACUACAUCCAGUGUUACUUACCACCUUCCUCAUGGUUUAGACCCUUUGAAGGAAUUCACUGAGUACUUGUCUGCUCAUCCAAAGGCUUCUGAUGACGAUAUCGUCUCUGCUGUCAGCGAAAUGGGCAUUCGUCAAGACAAGGCCAUCCUCGUCAUUGCCUCUGAACUCUUUGAUGCCAACGUUGUUGACGAGAAGCAAAUCAGCACUCGUGCUCCUCUCAUUAAACGUCUACUCAAGACUUGUAAAAAAGAUAAAGGCCAAAAAGCCUUAUUGGGAGGCUUUGAGCGUCUUGUAGGUGUCAAGCAGCGCACUCUUCUCCCUCGGGUUUCCAAAGUCCUUCAUAUGGCUUACGAAGAAGAGAUCCUCACUGAAGAAGCCAUCCUGGCUUGGGCUGCCAAGAGCUCUAAAAAAUAUGUAGAUCGUAAAGUCAGCAAGGAAGUCCAUGAAAACGCUGCCAAGUUUAUCGAAUGGUUGGAAAACGCCUCUGAGGAAGAGGACGAAGAAGAUGAUGAUGACGAUAACGAUGGUGAGGAAGAGGAAGACGAUGAUGAAGAAGAGGAAGAUGAUGAAGAAGAGGAGGGUCAGAAGUGA